CCAUCUACGAUCUCGCGAGACUUGGCCCAGAACAUUGCGGAUCGGGUCGGCGCCAUUUUGGGACUGAGACUGGCUGUUGGGGGAGGGAAAAGCGGCAAAAGGGGAUUAUUCAAAGUACCGAAAACCUCCUCCCGGGAUCAAGCGUAGCGGCACCCCCAGGCCAGGGGUACCUCUGGUGGGGCAGAAGGUAACACCGUCCUCUGUCCUCCGCACCGGCGUCCGGAGGAGGAAGGGAAGAGGGUGCCUGUGUCGGCGUCGGGGUUUGAGGGGUCGGAGCUGCGUCGGCGGCUCGAGGUGACUGAAUUACUCAGAUGUGAAGAUCAUCUAGGUUUUGUGUAAAAGGCCCCGGAUAUUUCAAGUGGCCAUUUUGGAAUUACAGUGUUUUUGGAUAAUUUUGCCCCAGAAGUUUAUUAAAAUUGGCAAGAAUCAUCUCUGAAGUGAAUUGAUAGUGCUAUCAAUUCAAUAAACUACUCAGUAAGAGACCCAGACAUUUCAUCAGUAUUUUGCUUCAGAUGGAUUAUAUAACUGGCUAACGUGUUUCAGGUGGUGGCACCCCCCCCAACCUCUCCUGUUGGUGUUCUUCAGCCAGAACUGUGAGAUAUGAUUGAUUUGUGUACUGAGUAGUUUCAGCAGUUUCGAAUUACAGUUUAAAUAUUGCUGAAGUUUAAUGGCAAUUUAUUUUUACCUUUAUUACAAGUUUUAGGGAUUUUCUGAUCUUGAUCCUUUUCAUGUCUCAAUGGAACAGCUUUUCUAGAUGAAGACAUUGAAAGAAUACAGAGUUUUUUUCUUUUCAUCUUUUACUUACGUGGAAAUUUAAGAUGUUGCAGUUUCCCACCGGUGUGGUAGUAUUGAGAUAGCUAUUUGUAUCUAUGUGCUGAAGUUUAGGACUACUCUUCAGAUGUGAAAUUUUCUUUUUGUUUCUACUUUUUGGCUCAUAACUUGGAUGUUUCUUCUGGAGUGGGAUAAGUACAACAGUGACAAGUACAUGGAAUAAUAAAGAAGACUUUGAUCUUAAAUCCAAGGAACUUGGCUAAUUUUGGAGAUAGCCAUAUGAAAACUUUAAAGCAUAAGUAUGGGUAGCUGACUUGAAAUAACUCUAUGUCAAAUAGUCAUAGGUUAAGUAUCUUCAAAGAACUUGGAUAUUUCAGAGGAUACAAAAUAAAAAAACAAACUGGAAAACAUAAAGAUUACAGAGAAAAAAUCAACACCUUGUGCAGUCCUGUUGGAAUUUGGACUUGCCAUGAGGUGUUGAAGCCUUGUUUCACUGUGUCGGAGAGACUGGACCUAAAUGGCGCAGCAUGACUUUGCUCCAGCCUGGCUUAAUUUUCCUACUCCACCAUCAUCAACAAAGUCAUCACUGAAUUUUGAGAAACAUUCUGAAAAUUUUUCAUGGACAGAAAGUCGAUAUGAUGUGAAUCGUCGACGACAUAAUUCUUCAGAUGGCUUUGAUUCUGGUAUUGGGCGUCCUAAUGGAGGUACCUUUGGAAGGAAAGAAAAGAAUGGAUGGCGUACACAUGGUAGAAAUGCUACUGAAAACAUAAAUCACCGAGGGGGAUACCAUGGUGGAAAUUCUCGUUCUCGAAGCAGUAUUUUCCAUUCUGGAAAAAGCCAAGGACUACAUGAAAGCAACAUACCUGACAAUGAAACUGGGAGGAAAGAAGACAAAAGGGAGCGAAAACAGUUUGAGGCUGAGGACUUUCCAUCUUUAAAUCCUGAAUAUGAAAGAGAACCAAAUCACAAUAAAUCUUUAGCUGCAGGUGUGUGGGGCCUACACGCCCAGACACACACAUACCCAACCAAAAAAAUCUCCCAAGCUCCUCUCUUAGAAUAUCCUCCGAAUCCUAAGUCUAGAGCUCCAAGAAUGCUGGUCAUUAAGAAAGGUAACACAAAAGAUUUACAGCUAUCUGGAUUCCCAGUAGUAGGAAAUCUUCAGUCACAGUCAGUUAAGAAUGGAACUGGUCCAAGUGUUUAUAAAGGCUUAGUCCCUAAGCCUGCUGCUCCACCUACAAAACCUGUACAGUGGAAAAGCCAAACUAAAGAAAAUAAAGUUGGAACUUCUUUCCCUCAUGAGUCUGCAUAUAGUGUUGGCAACUUCAAUGCUUUUAAAUCAACUGCCAAGAAUUUUAGUCCAUCAACAAAUUCAGUGAAAGAGUGUAAUCGUUCAAAUUCCUCUUCGCCUGUUGACAAACUUAAUCAACAGCCUCGUCUAACCAAACUGACACGAAUGCGCACUGAUAAGAAGAGUGAAUUUUUGAAAGCAUUAAAAAGGGACAGGGUAGAAGAGGAACAUGAAGAUGAAAGCCAUGCCUGCUCAGAGAAGGAUGAAGACUCAUUCAAUUUGCAUAACAGCAAUAGUACUCAUCAAGAAAGGGAUAUAAAUAGAAACUUUGAUGAAAAUGAGAUUCCACAAGAGAAUGGCAAUGCCUCAGUAAUUUCCCAACAGAUAAUUCGAUCUUCAACCUUCCCACAAACUGAUAUUCUUUCCAGUUCACUUGAGGCAGAACACAGGUUGUUGAAGGAAAUGGGCUGGCAGGAGGACAGUGAAAAUGAUGAAACAUGUGCUCCCUUAACUGAGGAUGAGAUGAGAGAAUUCCAAGUUAUUAGUGAACAGUUACAGAAGAAUGGUCUGAGAAAAAAUGGUAUUUUGAAAAAUGGCCUGAUCUGUGACUUCAAGUUUGGACCCUGGAAAAACAGCACUUUUAAACCCACAAUUGAGAAUGAUGACACAGAGACAAGUAGCAGUGACACAUCAGAUGACGACGAUGUGUGAAGGAUUUCCUAACAGCUUUAGAAAUUUUAGUGUGAUACAUCUCUCAUGCAGUUUGGGGUGAAUUGUAAAAAUGAAGAACUAUAAUUUAUGUAGUGAAAUAUACCCCAUUAGAAGAUGAUUUUUUGGGGGACUUCAAUAUGAAGAAAGCCAAGAAUAUUGGGUUGGGCUGUGUUGAACAUUAUUUCUUUGUAAAUGAAUGUUGUAGAAAUGAGGACUUUGGUUGAUCCAACAUUGACUUUCUUCAUCACUGCAACAUUUCUCUGACUAGCAAUGUGACGAUGUAACAAAUGAGAGUUUCUCAUUUAAUAAUAAAAAAUUGUGUAAUGUUUUGCAAAGCUUCUGUCUUAAAAUGUCCAGGUCUUAAGGAAAAAAAGGCAGCUUACACUGUUUUGCUUGCAGAGUCUUAUCUUUUUCAUACAGUGGAAAUCUUCAAGAUCACUUUGUGCGCCACCCAACCCCAUUCCUCAAAAGGCAGAAAGGAAGAUGUAGCAUGUUAGCUAAAACUGGAGCAGAGUGCACUAAAACAUUAAUUUCCUGAACUCAGCUGUUGUACUAGUCACCUUUUAAAACAUAAAUUCCUCUUUCGCUAUUUGUAGUGCACUAAGUAUUACAGGAGAGACUUUUCACACUUUGUUCCAAAUUUUAAAAGAUGAUUUUCAAGAGCUUUAAAUAUUCAGGUAUGUUGUCAGAUCAGGAUUUUCAGAGUUGAUGGAAAAGAGUCUUGUGGGAAAACUUAUUUUGAUAAAUUAUUACACAUGCAGAAAAACUGAUCACACUGACUGGAUCUGUCCACAACAUGGAAAAUAAACUGGAUUUUCAGAA
This is a messenger RNA of Heterocephalus glaber (naked mole-rat), 3592 nucleotides long. RefSeq names its product GC-rich promoter binding protein 1 (gene Gpbp1). NCBI's taxonomy places the organism in Eukaryota, Metazoa, Chordata, Mammalia, Rodentia, Bathyergidae. Gene Ontology annotation, biological process: positive regulation of DNA-templated transcription; DNA-templated transcription. Gene Ontology annotation, molecular function: DNA binding; RNA binding. The record is from RefSeq and is a predicted model, not a curated record. Gene Ontology annotation, cellular component: nucleus.